GUAUGCAUUACAUUGCCGGAGGUGGUAUAAUAGCCCUUUUAUUGUUUAUUUUAGGUUCAGCCAGCUAUAGGAAGAAUUUGAAUGAUGAAAAUGGAUUCUAUGAUUCUAAUGUAAAUGAUUCUGCUUUUGAAUAUAAUAAUAAUAAAUAUAAUAAAUUACCAUAUAUGU
Plasmodium reichenowi is the source of this 168-nucleotide messenger RNA. Its product is annotated as erythrocyte binding antigen-181. The annotation marks the transcript as partial. Lineage: Eukaryota; Apicomplexa; Aconoidasida; Haemosporida; Plasmodiidae. The transcript is spliced from 2 exons. The record is from RefSeq and is a predicted model, not a curated record.